Messenger RNA from Drosophila innubila, 712 nucleotides. RefSeq lists its product as uncharacterized. Lineage: Eukaryota; Metazoa; Arthropoda; Insecta; Diptera; Drosophilidae. The transcript has a single exon. Bases 25 to 654 code for a protein of 209 amino acids. The record is from RefSeq and is a predicted model, not a curated record.
UUCAAGCGAAAAGAGGCUGCUGUCAUGCAAAUAACAAUUAUAGUCUUCUACUUGACAGUCGUUGCACUCAUCGGAGCAAUUGGCACCAACUACCAAAAUGAUGAUCAUCUAAAACGGUUCAGCAGAUCACUGUUAUUCCCAGCAACAUCUCCGACUCGAGUGCAGUUCAUUGGCGGCAUUGGCAUUCCCGUGGAAGAUCUACCUUUUGAAUCAGUCACCUCCGGCUAUGUCCUUAAGACGGAGUACUUUCUGCCCACCACAGCUCAGGAAAUAACUAGAGUUUAUCUUAAACCACAGCCCAUUACGGAUAGAAAGAAUGACAACGAUGAGUCCAACUAUGGAUCUAUCUAUCGCUGGGUUAUCUAUCGAAGCAUCGAAAUGGUUUUACAGAACAUGGAUCUACCAGGACACAGCUGUCUUCUGCGUGUGAUCUGUGAGCACGCGGCGCAUCCUUUGACCCAUGAGAGUGGUUUACUUGGAGAGUUGCUCCACAUCGUUUUGACACCUUCCAGCUCAUCUGAUCACUAUGCUCUACAUACGGACCGGGAGUAUCUGGCUGCUGAGCGUUUCGGCAAACGCGGUGGAAAUUGUAAAGCUGCCUAUGGCCGAAAGUGUCCAAGAUCUCCCAUUGAACUGGUUACCAUGUUGUUGUGAUAUCAUAAAAAUCCAUUGUAGUUUAAGCUACCAUAUUGUGAUAAAAUCUUAUUAAAAA